UCCCCAAAGCUCAAACUGAAGAGCUUCAUACUCUGGCUUAUUGGCCCUUUCAUAGUCUCGUGAAUUUUGAGGACGUAUUUUUUCCCGCCUAAAAUGGCAGCGACGCCUCUUCCUCCUCCAAAUUUAGCGGCGCCACCUACCAAUAUGGAGGCGAACCAGAGCCUUCCUCCACCUCCAGGCACUGACAUGACCGGAAUCUGUUUCAGAGAUCAGCUAUGGCUCAAUACCUAUCCUCUUGACAGGAACUUAGUGUUUGAUUACUUUGCGUUGUCUCCAUUUUAUGACUGGACCUGCAACAACGAGCAAUUGCGCAUGAGAUCCAUUCAUCCACUCGAUAUCUCUCAGCUCUCGAAAAUGACAGGGAUCGAGUACAUGCUUAAUGAAGUUAUGGAGCCUCACCUCUUUGUGUUUCGUAAGCAAAAGAGAGAUGGGCCUGAGAAAGUGACCCCAAUGCUAACAUAUUACAUCUUAGAUGGUUCAAUUUACCAAGCUCCACAGCUCUCUAAUGUCUUCGCAUCUCGAAUUGCACGUGCGCUUCAUCACAUAUCGAAAGCUUUUACAAUGGCUGCCUCCAAAUUAGAGAAGAUUGGAUAUGUUGACACAGAAAAUGAAAGUGCUAGCUUAGAAGUAAAAACAGGGAAAGAGGCUAUAGACUUGAAGGAACUCAAACGUGUUGACCAUAUACUCGCAUCCCUACAGAAAAAGCUUCCACCUGCGCCGCCGCCACCACCAUUUCCCGAAGGUUAUGUUCCCCCAACAUUGUCGUCCAUUGAUGCAGCUGAUAAAGUCAUGGAUGCAGAACAAAAGCCCCUUGAUCCUGUAAUCGACCAAGGGCCCCCUAAAAGACCUAGAUUAGAUAGAUAGCAACAUACCCAUCUCUCUCUUUCCCUCUCUUUUGUAAUGUCUCAUUUGUUUAUAUUCUGGCAUGGGCAAUGAUCCAUGAACUUCCUCUCUCAUUUGUUUAUAUUCUGGCAUGGGCAAUGAUCCAUGAACUUCA
This is a messenger RNA of Amborella trichopoda, 997 nucleotides long. It is a transcript of the gene MED6, whose product is annotated as RNA polymerase transcriptional regulation mediator-like protein. Gene Ontology annotation, cellular component: mediator complex. The record is from RefSeq and is a predicted model, not a curated record. Gene Ontology annotation, biological process: regulation of transcription by RNA polymerase II. Lineage: Eukaryota; Viridiplantae; Streptophyta; Magnoliopsida; Amborellales; Amborellaceae. Gene Ontology annotation, molecular function: transcription coregulator activity.